This is a messenger RNA of Callorhinchus milii (elephant shark), 3661 nucleotides long. RefSeq names its product helicase, POLQ like (gene helq). The transcript is spliced from 18 exons. The record is from RefSeq and is a predicted model, not a curated record. Lineage: Eukaryota; Metazoa; Chordata; Chondrichthyes; Chimaeriformes; Callorhinchidae. Bases 6 to 3377 code for a protein of 1123 amino acids. Gene Ontology annotation, molecular function: nucleic acid binding; ATP binding.
AUUCCAUGGACGGGAGCCCGGCCUCCGAGAUCAACCGGCGGGUCAAAGGCCGCAAGAGGGGCCGUGAGAGAGGAGCCGCCUCCAGCACUGGGCCCGCGCCCGUCAAGAGACGCAGCCACCGGCAGAGGCCGCCGCCCCGGGAACAGCCGAGCCCCCCGGCCUGGCAGCCCCCGACCACGGCGGCGGCGGCGGUGGAGGAGAUGAAUUGCAACAGUGAUGAGGACCUCUUUGGAGACUACGACAGCUUUGCAAAUGACAGUGGCUUUUUGGUGCAGCUUGAUGAAGCAGAGAGAGGAAUUUCUAACUGUACCAAAGUUCUGACUUCUAGCCCUGUGGAAGAUGACAAGAAACUCCAUAACCACGAAUAUCAGCCAACAUUUAACAAUCCUGAGUUACUUAAUUGUUCACAAAAUGACAAAAAUGAAUCAGAUGAGCAGUAUCCUUCUAAAUGUACAAACCUUACUGAUGUCAAAGCAGAUAAAGACUGUGUUGUAAAGAAGAGAAACAUAACCAUGGCAGAAGGUUGGCAUGUGCCACAAGUUGAAAAUACAAAUGUACUUGAUGAAUUACCUAGCUCACAACUUGAAGUAAAGGAUGGGGUGAACUCAUUCCUGAUCGAGCAUGAAAAUGUAGAUUUAGUAGCAGAAGACAAUAGCUGUUUGAACUAUUGUCAUGAUAAUAAUUUUGAAAUGCCUUCAGUUUCGGAGGCUAAAAUGGCAAAUACUGGCAAAAUAACUAAGCAAUCAGGAACUACAAAUUCUGGGACCAGUGCCCGGAGAAGUCUGACAGAUCAGAUGAAAAGCGCAAUGGCUGGAAAUGCUUCUGCUCCAGUACCACAGAUGUCAAAAAGUAAACAACUGAAAGAUGCUGCAGUUACUGAAGAGAUAAAUGUUGCUAUGAGAACGAUUGAAGCUACUUCCGAUGUUGACAUGGGCCCUUUCUAUGGACUUCCAAGCAAAAUUCGGGAUUUGAUUUUCCAGUUCAAAGGCAUCAAAGAUCUUUAUGAAUGGCAACACACUUGUUUGACUUUGGAAUCCUUGCAGCAAAGAAAGAAUCUAAUUUAUUCACUGCCGACGAGCGGUGGGAAGACACUGGUUGCUGAGAUUUUGAUCAUGCAGGAGCUACUGUGCAGGAAGAGAGAUGUACUGUUUGUUUUACCGUAUGUGGCUAUUGUCCAAGAAAAGGUCCGAGGUCUCUCAGGUUUUGGAGUAGAAUUUAAUUUCUUGGUGGAAGAAUAUGCCGGGAGCAAAGGGAAGUUUCCUCCAAUCAAACGUAGAGAGAAGAAUUCCCUGUAUAUUGCCACCAUUGAGAAGGCUCACAGUUUGGUGAACUCCCUAAUAGAAACCGAAAGAAUUAAUAGUUUGGGACUUGUUGUAAUAGAUGAGUUGCAUAUGCUCGGUGAAGGAAGCCGUGGAGCUAUACUAGAGAUGACUCUGUCAAAAAUUUUCUACACAAGCAAAAUUACACAGAUUAUCGGAAUGAGUGCGACCCUGAAUAAUGUUGGUGAUUUGCAGCGUUUUCUGGACGCAGAACAUUACACCAAUAACUUUCGACCUGUCCAGUUAAAAGAAUAUGUAAAAAUUCACGAUAGUAUUUACGAGGUGGACAACAAAACUGAAGACAGGUUUACGUUUUCCCGUGUUUUAAAUUAUAAGUAUUCUAGUAAUAUGCAAAAGGUGGAUCCAGAUCACCUGAUUGCACUGGUGACAGAAGUUAUUCCGAAGUAUUCCUGCCUUGUCUUCUGUCCCACCAAAAAGAACUGUGAAAAUGUGGCCAAACUGCUCUGCAAGUAUUUAAACGAAUCAUUUGCAAACCUGAAGAAGAAAGAAAAGCAUGAUUGUAUCGCAGAGUUAAAAAACAUUGGAAAUGGAAGUAUCUGUCCCAUUUUAUGCAAAACUGUGCCAUAUGGAAUAGCGUACCACCACAGUGGCCUAACAAAUGAUGAAAGACGGCUUAUAGAGGAGGCCUAUUCUGCAGGAAUACUCUGUGUGCUAACAUGUACAUCAACAUUAGCUGCUGGUGUUAAUCUCCCUGGUCGAAGGGUUAUUCUGAGAUCGCCUUAUAUUGCCAGAGAUUUUCUAAAGAGGAAUCAGUACAAACAGAUGGUUGGCAGGGCUGGUCGGGCUGGCAUUGAUUCAGAAGGAGAGAGCAUCCUGAUAGUGCAAGAGAAAGACAAACAGAUGGUGACAGAUUUAGUAAGCAGACCAUCAGAAGGUUGUUACAGCAACCUUCUGUGUGACCAUGGAAAAGGAAUUAAAGCUUUGCUGCUGUCCUUAAUUGGGCUAAAGAUUACCCAGACACCUGAAGAAAUUGUUCGGUUCUUGUCUGGCACUCUGUUUAGUGUGCAGCAGCAACAGCUGUCUGAUGGGAAAAGCCUUUGGGAGGUCACAAAGCAAACCCUGGAAUUGUUGAUCGAAAAGGGUCUAAUAAGUGACAAAGUAUCCCAUAAAAGCAGUGAACAGGAAAUACGCCACACUUUAGAAGUGACAACGCUGGGUCACGCUACUUAUAAAGGAUCAAUCGACUUGGAAUACUGCGAUGUCUUGUACAAGAACUUGAAGAAAGGUUUGGAGGGUCUAGUGCUUAGUAACUACCUUCAUCUCAUCUACCUGGUGACUCCAUAUGAUUUAGUAUCCCAAUGCACCCCAGACUGGAUGAUCUUUUUUAGGCAGUUUCAUCAGCUAGAUGUAAUUGAGCAGAGAGUAUUUACCCUUAUGGGCAUACAAGAGAGCUUCCUUACAAAGAAGGCAUCCGGACAAGCUGUGAAAACGACUGUAGAUGGCUUUGUGGUAAGCCAGUUCUACCUCUCCCUGGUGCUUUAUUCCCUGGUCAAAGAGGUGAAUAUAUGGACUGUAGCACUGAACUUCAACUUGCCCAGAGGCUUUGUGCAAAAUCUGCUAAAUUCAGCAGCAGCUUUCUCCUCUUCUGUUCUACAUUUCUGUGAGGAAUUAGAAGAGUUCUGGGCUUAUCGGUCUCUCUUUAAAGAGCUCACGCAUAAGCUCUCAUUCUGCGUCAAAACAGAACUUGUUCCUCUUAUGGAGGUAUCAGGCGUCAUGGAGGGUCGUGCUUGUCAGCUGUACAAUGCUGGUUAUAAAUCUUUAUGUCAUCUGGCCAAUGCAAACCCUGAGGUUUUGGUAAAGACAAUUGAACAUUUGUCCCGACGCCAGGCUAAACAAAUUGUCUUCUCUGCUAAAAUGCUCCUGAACGAAAAAACUGAAGCUUUACAAGAAGAAGUCGAAGAGCUUCUGAGGAUGCCCAGCGAUUUACCCUACAAUCUGUCACUUCUAUGUAGAGUUGUACAAUCUCUGAACAAAGAACAAAUGACCUGCCGAGUGCACAGCUACCAUCUUAACCAUGAUUAUAAUGACUGUAAAUAGGCACUUUUUUAAACUUUCAUCAUACUUCAUCAACUAGAAUUUCCUGGAGCAGAGGAAUAAAUGCAUAAAUACAACCUUAUUCCACAAAUGAAUGAGGUCUUGACUCAUGUAAAUUACAGCAAACAUUGUUGUCAGUCCAAAAAGACUAUUAAGAAUAAGAGUAAUCAUUCAAUACAAAUGUCUUAAUUUAUUGGGCUUCUGUUCCUCCUACAAUUUCAUUGUGUUUAACAGCCCUUUUAUAGAAUUAUAAAAUGCAAUUGAAAUAAAAUAUAUUUUUAAUGUUG